This is a messenger RNA of Xyrichtys novacula (pearly razorfish), 7218 nucleotides long. Lineage: Eukaryota; Metazoa; Chordata; Actinopteri; Labriformes; Labridae. The record is from the annotation of a GenBank genome assembly.
CCCCGCUCUCACUUCUCCCCCCACAGAGGAAAAGCUGACUGAGGUGCCUUCACAGACGGUGAGUGUGAACUUUUAAUCACUUUAAAGUUUCAGUGUUUACUUCAAGUUUGUGCAGAGGAGGAAUUAAGAGGGGGAAGUUUAGUUUUUACACAGACUAUCAAAAUAAAAGUUUGGAAACUCGAUAGUUUUACAUCUGUAUGCUCUGUUAUUUCAAUGACAUCCUCAUCCUCUGAAACUUGAGAUAAUUUACUGUAAUAAUGUUUAUUCUCCUAAUUUCUCUUUUAGGUUUUUCAGGGUAGUAUGUCUAAAGUGUGUGUAAUUUUUUAUUUGCAGUGAGGAUUAGACCAUAACAGACAAAAUGGUGAAGAUUGGAAUCAACGGGUGAGUUCAUGCAGAUUUUAUUAUUUUUAUUUUCUUAUUUUAGCCUUUUAAAAACACCCUAAUCUGGACAUAAGGAUAAAGUUUUCAUUGAAGUAUGUGCACUGCUUUGGAAACUUCUUGAAAGUUGUAGAUUUGUGUUGUAGAAGGAAUAGAUAUCUGAGGAGUCUGUGAAGUAGUCAUGAGACAUACUGUAUAUUGGUAUGAAUGUGAAUUAAUCAGCAGCAAAACGUGGAAAAUUUCAGUAAUAGAGUCCUCAUUUAUUGCACUUGUUCUGCAGCUCUUCAGUGUGCACUUCAGGUGUCUAUUUAGUAUUAGCAGUGUACAGCAGAUGCACCACCAGGGUGCAUUGGCCCUCUUUAUAUUCUGUAUGAGUUGCAUGCAGACAUUCUCAUUUCCUAAAUUGGUAAUGAUGCAGCACGAAUUACAGUGUUUUAAGUGCAAAGAUCUUCAAGAAACAAGACCCCAACAAUGUUUCUGUGACCUUGAAAUGAUUAUCUUAAAGUAGGUUUUAAUUAUAAAUUCACUCAAAGUUCAAAAUAGAGGAAAUUGAAGCGAAUAAAGUGAUCCAGUAAGAAUCUGAUACAACUUUUUGUCAAGUAGAUGAAGUCUUAGCGGCAUGAUAAGACAGAAUAUGAGUACUUUGCAAACACCCCAGCUUUGCUCCAGCCCUCAUUUGUGAGAUUUUUAAGUACUAAACUCAAUAUCUGAGUUUUUGAAUAACUUUUCAAAGAAAAAUAAAUCAUACAAAUUACCUAAUAAGUUUUCCUGACAGCGCCUUAAAGUGUCAUGGCUAACAAAAAAAAAAAAAACAGUACUUAAAAAUAAUGAUGCUACAUUCCAGUCAGUCUCAGGUGUCUGUGGAUCGUCUGCAGAGUGACAUAAAUCUGUGAAGAGUAGCUGCAAACUUUCAUGAUGGGAAUUCUUUAUUUUCUCUUUUUAUUCAAGUUUUCUCUGUGAAAGUUCUGUUAAAGUGACAGGAGAGGACUCUGGACAGGACCCGUCUAUUCUCUGGUUAUUUAUAGUCCGGUGGUGUUGUGGUGUCACGGUUGGCGUCCCCUCUUCUUCCACACCCUUCAGAGAGACCUCCCCCCUCCUCCCCUCCGUCUGUAUCUCUGCCCCUCUCAGCUGUCACAUUCCUUUUAUUCUCCCCUCGUCUAUUUUUAACUCUCUAACCUUUCAGCUGAAGUUCAGAGAUCAUCCGGACGGCUUUUAUUUUUUUAUGGACACCGCUCUCUCGACGUGGAGAUCACCGGCGAAACGUUUCCUCCUCCUCUGUGAAACAGCUGCUGUCAAGCUGCAGAGAGAUUUAGCGCCUUAAUCCUGGAUCUGUACCAACACCAACACUGGGCCUAGAAACAGAAGACGGGCUCGGGUCCAUUUUGGCCUUCUGGCUUCUUGGUGACUUCCCAAAACUAACUGAGGAGAACCGCGGGGUCCACUCACAUCAAUCCUCCUUUGAAGACGUGUAGACUUCAAGUAUUUUAUAAAUGAAGGUCACCGCUUCAACUGCAUCCAUCCUUCAUCCAUCAUUCAAUCAGUCAGUGAUUUAUUUACACAACAGAGUGUAAAUAAGUUAUUAGACCUGACUGUUUCUUUGAUACAGAGUCAAUCUAAGAUCUGCAGUUCACACCCAUCAUACCAUGUCAUGAAGCAGUACUUGUAGUUAAACGCCAACGCAGGAGUAACGUAACAUUAGCAAACCCCAACUCUGUCCUCGGGAGAGCGAAAAGACCAGAAAGCUUAAGGAGGAUGUCUUUGAACUUGUCGAUUUGGAGAGUGCAGGAUAUUGCUGUAGUUUGGAUCCAGAGUGUGUCUCGCCACCUUGACUUUACAUUUCAAACAUUGUUACCUUUACUUUUUGUGUCUGAAUAUUGAAUUAAGAAUGAGCUCUUACAGUACUCUGGGUAGGAGUUUAAUUUUAUGCAAAUACAAGUAUCAGAGUGUGACUUGAUAUUGGCAAAUAAUUGAUAUAGUUUUAAGGACCAUCCUGAAAGACAAGCUAAGCUGGGCGAAUAUUUGCAAAAGCUCAACAACCAGCCUCUCGUGACGUCCUGUGUCUGCUUAAGAAGAGUGAAACUUGAUUAAAACUGUUUUGUAAUUUGUCUCAGGAACUCUCAGUCAAAACAUCUCUAUUCCUUCCCUGUUUGUUUUUUAAAGCUCUUAGACAGAACACAGUAUUUUAUCGUUACAAAGAUGUUCCUGAUGAAAAUAACAAGCUGCUCAGUUUACACGACAACUCACUAAACAGCCCGUUAAAAUUGAACUUGCUGCAGCCGUGACCUUCCACCAUGAAUGACAACCAAAGCUGAUGAUGUAACUUCCUGCUGCACUCUGACCUUUCUUUAGAUAGACGCGGUCUUUAAUGUUGGCAUGCAGGGUGCGUGAUUGUCUCUGUAACAGCAGAGUAAAGUUUCAGACCGCCACAUGAGAAUUUACAGUAAUACUGUAACGUGACUCCUGAGAGAUGGAGAUGUGAGAUGUUACGAAACAACUCAGACGGUGUUUAACUCGUGAAUCAGAGGCAACUUUUCAUUCAUCUCUUUGCUACGCUCAAGGUUAUUUCAGACUAUAAUUACAGUUUAUACCUUUAAUUUUUGUGUUUUUGUUUAGUGUCAAGUUUGUGCAGAUAUGAAAACCUUUCACACAAAACGUGACACAGAAAACAAAGACUUGGCACUAUUUGUUAAUUAAGCCAUCAUAUAUCUUUUCCAUCAGAGGGCACUUCCUUCUCACAGCUAACGAUGCUCUCAACACUGUCUGCAAUUAGUCUGCGAUGUACAAAACAUGAACUAUUUAUCACUAAUAAUAUCUGCUGCAUUCAGAGUACACUUGCAUGGUCACGUUGCUACAAAACUUUCCUCAUCAGCUCGACAAAUGCAGUUAUCAGAGUUAUUUGCACCUGUGUUUGGUGUUGACAGAGGUUAGUUGGACUGAAAAGGAAAGGUCUUUUCUGCGUGACUGCAGCUGUCUGCUCUGUGCUCUGCUAAAGGUUAAACACUUUGUUCAAAUCAGAUAAUAAUUGCAGGAGCAUGAAUUGUAUGAAUUGCAGCUGAAGUUUACUUUUCAUGUUGCAACUAUAACUACGUCAACCUUUCAGAUAAUCAACCCACCGAGGAGGUGGUUUGGAUUUGAGCUUCUUGAUUGUUUCUUAUCAGAGAGCUGCUCUUGCCUCGGUCGUCAUGCUGGGUGAAACUGUUAGAUAUGUCGAAUCAGCUCAGCUCCUGUCUGGACAUUUCUUCCCUCUGUUAGGUCUCCUCUCCUCUUUCAACUCCUUUGACCUGCUGUAACAGCAGCCAUAUUAGGCAUAAACAGGCUUUGUGCUGCCGGUGCCAACUAUUGUUAUCUUGAGUCAAGGUUGGCAGGCCUUGUAUGGCGCUGCUGUCUCCGCCGCUGCAGCCUCCAGUUGAAGGUUGGAGUUUUAGUGCCAUCUGCUGGUCCAAGAAGAGAAGUGUAGUCUGGUUUUUGCACAAAAUACAAAAGGUUUCUACAGGGGAUGAAUGAAGAGCAUGGAGCCGGAGAGACUUUCUGACACCUAAAAUUACAUAUUUGACAUUUUAUUGCGCUUUAAAGCAAAAAGAGUUGAAACUCAAGUUAUUUAAAAGGAUUGCUUUUUACCAAAAAUAACCCAAAGAGAAACCCAAUGAAAUCAAACAUGAUGUUACAUAUGUGGUGUUUUUUUGUUUUAACAUUGACUUCAUCCUCCUGGGUUUCAGAUUCGGACGUAUCGGCCGUCUGGUGACCCGUGCCGCCGCCACAGGAGGCAAAGUGGAAGUCGUGGCCAUCAACGACCCCUUCAUCGAUCUGGACUACAUGGUAAGAAAACUCAAGUCAACUGUGGGUGAAGGUUGAAUCCCUUCAGUGAAGUUUUUGAAGCAUUGAUGAAUAAAGAAGUUUUGAUACCUACCAGCUGGACUUUGAUGCUACAUCCUGCAGUUAUACUCUUAUCAGUUUUCAUGUCAUUAAAAUGCAUAUUUUUCUUGAAGGUGCAAGACCAAAAUCACCAAAUCUUGCUCUUUUCAGGUCUACAUGUUCAAGUAUGACUCAACUCACGGUGUGUGGAGGCAUGGAGAGGUGAAGGCCGAGGGCGGCAAGCUGAUUGUUGGAAACAUGCACAUCACAGUCUACCACGAGUACGUGUCUUAAACUUUCAGAUUCAGAUGGAUACUUAGUCUUUUUGCUUGAAGAGGCUCUACAUCAAGUUGUAGAGAUAGGGAUGUCACAUUUAUAUCAAACAUUUAAAGGAUACUCCAAAAUAUGUCAUCAUUCUUAGUAAAAAUACAGACGUAGGACAAAUGAGCAUUUACUGUUCUUUAAUAUUUCACUAAACUAAACCACAGUAGUCAUAGAUGUCAAGCUCUAAGUGAUUUAAAAGGAUCUACGUGGUGGUCUGCGGGGUGUAAAUUGUGUUUAAUCUCUCCUCUUUGUGAUGCUUCUUCAGGAGAGACCCCGCCAACAUCAAAUGGAGCGAUGCUGGCGCUGACUACGUGGUGGAAUCCACCGGUGUGUUCACCACCAUCGAGAAAGCCUCUGUAAGUUUACCAGCUGAUCCCAGGAUGGUUAAAGCGUGGAUAGUGUGAAAGAAUUUUAGUGUUAAUUUAAAAAGGAUUCCAAGUCUUUGUUUUUAAAGUAUUUUGUGUGUAUAUGUAUGUGUACUUAGACGUGUUCUUGGUUCCUGUAGGCUCACCUGAAGGGCGGAGCUAAGAGAGUGGUGAUCUCCGCUCCCAGCGCUGAUGCUCCCAUGUUCGUCAUGGGCGUCAACCACGAGAAGUAUGACAACUCCAUGAAGGUUGUCAGGUAGGUCUCUGGAUAAUAAAACUAUAAAGUCUGAAAAGUUUAAAUAUUUCACUUUUUUAGACUUCAUGAAUGUCAAACAUCUGUAGUUCUGACCUGGAGGAUUUUUCUGCUCGGUGAAAAAACCUCAAAUGUCAAACCCAUCUCUGACUAAACUGACCAUUUAUUCACUUCUCAUACAAGACCCAACAUAAUCCUCUUUAUCUCCGGUAAAAUGCGUUUUCCUCUUGUCUCCAUAGCAACGCUUCCUGCACAACCAACUGCCUGGCUCCCCUCGCCAAGGUCAUCAACGACAACUUUGGCAUUAUUGAGGGUCUCAUGGUGAGAAAAGAUGUUUCAAAGAUUAGAAAAUUUACACGACAUGAAAGUUUGAACUAAAUUGUCUUUUCCUCAUCAGACAAACUUUGGACCUUUCCUCAAACGCCACGUCACCUUCUGCUCUCUCUUUUCCAGAGCACAGUCCACGCCGUCACCGCCACACAGAAGACCGUUGAUGGUCCCUCUGGUAAGCUGUGGAGAGAUGGACGUGGAGCCUCUCAGAACAUCAUCCCCGCCUCCACUGGAGCCGCCAAGGCUGUGGGCAAAGUUGUUCCUGAGCUGAACGGGUACGAUCGAUUUUUCUUUUGUUUUUUUGACAUUUGAAAUCUAAGGAAACUCUUUGCUUUUCGACCAACUCUUCGCCAUCUUAUUUUUACAGAAAACUCACCGGUAUGGCUUUCCGUGUCCCCACCCCCAACGUCUCUGUUGUUGAUCUGACCGUCCGUCUGGAGAAACCCGUAAGAUUCCUUUUACCUUUUUAAAACAAGCUUCAUCGAUAAACAAGUUUACACUCAGCUUUCUGUGUCUCAUGUCUCAUUUCCUGUUCAUCAGGCCAAGUAUGACGACAUCAAGAAGGUCGUCAAGGCUGCUUCUGAGGGACCCAUGAAGGGAGUUCUGGGAUACACAGAGGACCAGGUAAAAAAAAAAACUCAACAUGUGCCGUCUUCUUUACAUGAAAUAGACAUGAAACCAGAUUUACUGUAGGUUAUAUUCUGAAUGAGUUAAACGUGAUUCACAAACUUAUAGCUGAAGUCUUUGACCGCACACGUGCAGAGAUGAACAGUUUUGCUUCUUUCCACUCAGGUUGUGUCCACAGACUUCAACAGCGACCCUCGCUCCUCCAUCUUUGAUGCCGGCGCUGGAAUCGCUCUCAACGAAAACUUUGUCAAGCUGGUUUCAUGGUAAGAAAAAAGAGCGUACUGUGGCGGGAUCACUUCUUCCUCUGGACCAGUAGAACUUGAUCUGAUUUUCCACCUCUUUUAAGCUCAAGAAGCUGGAAAACCAGAUCAAGUUAAAGAGGUUGUUAAAUAAAAAAUCAUUUAAAGCUCAUGUGAGGAGGAAAGACGACCUGCUUUUGAUGGGACAGGUGUCUUCAGGUGAACCACAGUUCCUCCCUCGCUCUGUUCUCAGCCUCCUCUCUCAUGUCCCUCUGCAGGUACGACAAUGAGUUCGGCUACAGCCACCGUGUGUGUGACCUGGUCCUGCACAUGUUCACCAAGGAGUAAAGUCUUCAAACGACUCAUCCUUUCUUCCCAUGAUUCCCUCCUCCCUCACCUGUAACUGGAUGCCGUGCCAUCCGUCCUCGGGAGCAAGCUCUUCUUCGACAAUCGUCUGGCUGAUGAUAAAACAUUUUUUAUGACAAAGUCACCUCUGUUCUGUCCGGCAGUGAGGACUGCAGCAGACAGUGUGUGUAGAGGUGAUUGGUAUUGUUCUGAAUGAUCUUGUUGCACUGAACAUGCACAGUGUCUCCUUUGCACUUAACAUGAUAAUAAAGCCCUCCGAUUGUGGAAAGACCUCAGGCUGCUGUUGUAAAUAUUUACAUCCAUGACACAUGGUCCACCCCCAUAUUUGUCUGGGUCAGUUUAUGUAUCUGACACUUUGAAACCAACUUGCCUGUUUAUUUUGUUUUAUUUCAAGUAUUAUGUUCUAAAAUACACAGUUACAUGUGAUUGUCCAAUGGGUUUAGGAUAGCAGAGCUCGAUUCACUUUCUGCUGCUGAUGCUGCAA